Salvelinus namaycush (lake trout) is the source of this 1317-nucleotide messenger RNA. Its product is annotated as unconventional myosin-XVI-like. Gene Ontology annotation, biological process: phosphatidylinositol 3-kinase/protein kinase B signal transduction; neuron projection morphogenesis; negative regulation of G1/S transition of mitotic cell cycle. Gene Ontology annotation, cellular component: perinuclear region of cytoplasm; nucleoplasm; myosin complex. The record is from RefSeq and is a predicted model, not a curated record. Gene Ontology annotation, molecular function: ATP binding; actin filament binding; cytoskeletal motor activity. The coding region runs from base 1 to 1317 and encodes 438 amino acids. Lineage: Eukaryota; Metazoa; Chordata; Actinopteri; Salmoniformes; Salmonidae. The transcript has 11 exons.
AUGGAGAUCGACCAGUGUCUGCUGGAGUCUCUCCCGUUUGGCCAGCGCCAUCGGCUGGUCAGGAGAAUGCGCUGCGACCAAAUAAGGGCGUACUACGAGCGGGAGAAGACCCUGCAGAAACCGGGAGGCGGAGGCGGAGUCAAGGUCAAAGCCCCGCCCACCAGCCACAGGAAGAGGCACCGCAUUCGCUUCAGCCUCGGUGAUGUCAUACAGGACGCCAUCAUACGGCACGAUGACAAAGAAGUGCUGUGUCUGCUGAAGGAGGGAGCUGACCCCAACACUCCUAUCUCCUCUGGAGGUUCUCUUCUACACCUGUGUGCUCGCCAUGACAACGUGUUUGCUGCAGAGGUUUUGAUUGAGCGAGGGCUUAACGUCAACCUGCAGGAUGAGGACCACUGGACAGCCCUGCACGUGGCAUGUGUGUGUGACCACGCCGAUAUGGUGCUGCUGCUAUUGCUGGCUGGGGUGAAUGUUCUACUGCAGGAUGUGAACGGGAACAUUCCACUGGACUACACCACCGAGGGAACUGAGACCAGCUACAUCAUCCGAAAACACCUGGAGGAAAACGGUGUAGAUGUGCCGUCCAUGCACACCAUGCGUACCCAGAGGCCCAGCACCAUGUUGUCUGAUGUUAGACAGCUGGUCUCCAGCAGGGGCAGUCUCAACCUACGCAACGAUGACGGGGUCACUCUGCUCCACAUAGCGUGUGCUAGCGGCUACAGAGAGGUGGUUUCUGUGCUGCUGGAGCACGGGGUGGACCCUCAGCCCUCCGACAACAGCUAUUGGACACCUCUCCACCUGGCUGCCAAAUAUGGACAGACAAGCAUCGUUAGCCAGCUGCUGAAGCACAGAGCAGAUCCAACUCUCCUAAACUGCCACCAAAACAAGCCCUCAGGCAUAGCAGCAUCCGACCCCAUCAUGAACAUGCUGCUGAGAGCAGAGGAAUGCUGGGUAGAGAGACUGAAGGACCCCUCUGUCCCACCUGCCCCUACAGACAAACGCUACGAUGGAGGCGAACACGACCACACCAUCCCCGUCAAGAACCUGACCCCCCUGUCCAUGCCCCUCUCUAAGAGGGACAGUCUGUUGGAGAAGUGUGCCAUGUUCAGGGAGUUGGGAGGGGGGCUGAGCAGAUAUCCUUCACAGGACAACGGUCUAGAUGGACCCACAGGACCCAGCAAACUGGAGCAGGUGAAGUUGAUGCCUCCGGCGCCUAAUGAUGACCUGGCGUCUCUCAGUGAGCUCACAGACAGCAGCCUGCUCUACGAGAUGCAGAAACGCUUUGGCAACGACCAGAUAUAUAUUUGUGCACCAUAG